Fusarium fujikuroi IMI 58289 is the source of this 1092-nucleotide messenger RNA. RefSeq lists its product as uncharacterized. The record is from RefSeq and is a predicted model, not a curated record. Bases 1 to 1092 code for a protein of 363 amino acids. The transcript has a single exon. Lineage: Eukaryota; Fungi; Ascomycota; Sordariomycetes; Hypocreales; Nectriaceae.
AUGGCCAGUGCCCUAGUAAAGCCCGGCAUUUUGAACCUCACGCUAUUCAUCGCAGCCAUCCUCUCCUUCAUCCCGCCAACAACAGCCCUCCAACGCUCAAACAAGCAAUUCCGAGAAUUCUUCCCAGCAUGGGAGCCCCUGCUAAAAGACCAACUCAAAUACAACUGCUCCUCCGAAAUACAAGAAUACCUCAACAUAUCCAGUCCCGCUCUUCGUCCAGGCUACCGAGUCAUCAACUGCAUCCUCACGACCAUGCCCGAGUUCAGAAAAGCCGAGCUAGCUUCUGCUGCUGUCAUACUCGGUCUCGCACCAUCUGUGCUUCAGUUACUCAGUGCUUCGUAUCUCGAUACGGCGAUACUAGCGUAUCGAAGACCGGGACUGGCGUUGUUGCUGGCCAUGUGUAGCUCUGGGGUGAAGCCGCUUACGGCGUCGGAAUAUGAUGACUUUAUCGCCAAGAUGGGUGCCGAGUCUUCCACUACCUUUGGCGUACCACGCUUUGUUGGAGCGCAGGCAAUUGUGUCUUGGGCCGAGUACAUAAUCGCCGCUGCAUCAGUCGCGAACAAUGCUUACCUCACAUACCAGCUCUGUCUCCAAGCAGUCUGCACAUUCGCCCCAGCCGAAGACUUUCUCCCCGCCAUUUGGACCGCUUCAGCUCUAGCAAUCCAUCUGUUCGGGUACAUCACCGCACGAUUAAAAAUCACCGUCGACACGAAAAGCGCAUGGGAAGAUCGAGGGAAGCUGUGGUCUGAAGUAACUCCGACGGCAUGGCAGCCAAAGCUUCACGUCAAAGCUAACGAACGACACGCAGGCUGGUUCCUCACUCUCGCUUCGGCGCUGUACGUAGGCGAUUGUCUUCAAGCACUCUUUGGGACGCUUAUCCUGUCGAGUCUGGUGUUUAUUAGCGUGAGGGACUCUGCGAUCAUUGUGAUAAGGCUGAUAGGGAGUGCUCUUUUCGCAAGGCUGAUACUGAUCUAUGAAUUGGCGGGCCUCAAGACGGAUGGGGAGGGAUAUCCUGCGUCUGGGAGCACCAUCUACUUGGAGUCUCUUGAGCAGAAUGAGAGAAGCUUGAGGGGAUCCAGAGUCUUCUCAUAA